AAGCUGACCGAUUUUGCAAAGCAGCACGCAAAGGAAAUCCAGCACGAUCCCGUCUUCCGCCAGCGGUUUCUGAAAAUGUGUGCACCUUUGGGAGUGGAUCCGUUGGCUUCCAAACAGUCGUUUUGGGGCAAAGUUCUCGGUAUGGGCGAUUUUUAUCACGAGCUCGCCGUCAAAGUAGCUGAAGUGUGCCUGGCUAGUCGAGCCCGAAAUGGUGGAAUUAUGAGUGUUACAGAGGUUCAGGAUGUUUUGGAAAAGCGUAGGACUCGGCUAGGUACAACGACCUCGCAAGCUAAAGUGAGUACGGCGGACAUUCAGGUGGCGAUUACCAAGCUCGCCAAACUUGGAGGUGGGUUUCGGACGAUUGAGGUAGGAAAGUCUACAAUGGUUGUGUCUGUUCCGACUGAGCUCGAUAACGAUCACAUGACGGUUAUGAGCAUUGCCAAUAAUUUUCAGGAUCAUGGAGUAAAAGUGGUCCAAGUGAUUGAACUGACGGGCUGGACAAUGGACCGCGCGGAACGGUCACUAAAGCUGCUAUUACAAGAAGGUAUCGCUUGGCUGGAUACCAAGGAGGGGAUUGACUAUUACUGGCUGCCUAGUAUUUGGCAAGAAUGUACCUCACAAACCUUUGCGAAGGAGUUUAUUUAA
This is a messenger RNA of Phaeodactylum tricornutum CCAP 1055/1, 645 nucleotides long. RefSeq lists its product with no specific name. The record is from RefSeq and is a predicted model, not a curated record. Gene Ontology annotation, cellular component: ESCRT II complex. NCBI's taxonomy places the organism in Eukaryota, Bacillariophyta, Bacillariophyceae, Surirellales, Neidiaceae. The annotation marks the transcript as partial. Gene Ontology annotation, biological process: protein transport to vacuole involved in ubiquitin-dependent protein catabolic process via the multivesicular body sorting pathway. The transcript has 2 exons.